Esox lucius (northern pike) is the source of this 4447-nucleotide messenger RNA. It is a transcript of the gene wipi1, whose product is annotated as WD repeat domain, phosphoinositide interacting 1. Lineage: Eukaryota; Metazoa; Chordata; Actinopteri; Esociformes; Esocidae. Gene Ontology annotation, cellular component: extrinsic component of membrane; phagophore assembly site membrane; cytosol. The coding region runs from base 324 to 1733 and encodes 469 amino acids. The record is from RefSeq and is a predicted model, not a curated record. Gene Ontology annotation, molecular function: protein binding; phosphatidylinositol-3-phosphate binding; phosphatidylinositol-3,5-bisphosphate binding. The transcript is spliced from 14 exons. Gene Ontology annotation, biological process: autophagy of mitochondrion; protein lipidation; nucleophagy.
AACUGCGACGGGAAAUCCGAGUGACGGAACAAGCUGUCAGCUGUUCUUGUUUUCCUUGGUUUUUCUGCUGUUCUUUCACCAGAGCCGCGGGUCUCUCUAUUGAAAAAUUAUAUUCAUGAAAGUCAGAGUUGGAUUCUAAACACACGUAACAUACUGAGUUGAAAACUCGCGAGCCCUUGUUUAGAACGAUUUUUUGUUGAAAAGGCGAUCAAGAUUUCUUCUCCACUGGAUCCUCUGUCCGACGCUAUCGUGCCAAGAGGCGAAGCCGAUCCCAGGCCUCCGAUCCAGGGCGGAGGGAGGGAAAGAGGUCGCUGGGAAUCGGGAUGGAGACGGAAGCGGGAGCGGAAGGUCCUAUUGGGCCGGGAGAGCCGGGCAGCUCGGGCGAACCGGGGCCCCGGCCGGGGACAGGGCUGGCUGGUCUUGGCUGCGCCUCUUUCAACCAAGACUCCACGUCAUUGGCAGUGGGGACCAAAACAGGCUACAAACUGUUCUCUGUGACCUCAGUGGAUAAACUGGACUGCAUCCACGACAGCGAGGCCCCGGACGUGUACAUCGUGGAGCGGCUGUUCUCCAGCAGCCUGGUGGUGGUGGUCAGUCUGUCCAUGCCCCGCCGCAUGAACGUCUACCACUUCAAGAAGGGAACGGAGAUCUGCAACUACAGCUACUCUGACGACAUCCUCUCCGUACGCCUCAACAGACAGAGGCUGGUUGUUUGUCUGGAGGAGUCGGUCUUCAUCCACAACAUUAAAGACAUGAAGCUGCUUAAGACCCUACUCAACACACCAUGCAACCCCUCAGGUCUGUGUGCCCUGUCCAUCAACCACUCAAACUCCUACCUGGGCUACCCAGGCAGUGCCACCAUCGGGGAGAUCAUCAUCUAUGACGCCAACAACCUGAGCACUGUGACCAUGAUCCCGGCACACGAUAGCCCCCUGGCAGCUCUCACCUUUAACGCCUCGGGCACCAAGCUGGCCAGUGCAUCGGAGAGGGGUACUGUGAUCCGCGUGUUCUCCGUCCCAGAGGGACAGCGUCUGUUUGAGUUCCGUAGAGGGAUGAAGAGGUAUGUCACCAUCAGUUCCCUGUCCUUCAGCCCUGACACCCAGUUCCUCUGUGCCUCCAGCAACACUGAAACUAUACACAUCUUUAAACUGGAACAGCACGGACCCAGUGUCGAGGAGGAGUGUCCGACCUGGGGAUCCUAUGUGGGAAAGAUGUUCUCAGCAGCAAGCAGCUAUUUACCAGCCCAGGUGUCUGGAAUGAUGAGUCAGGACCGAGCCUUUGCCACCGUGCGCCUCCUACUGGCCGAACAGAGAAACGUCUGCACACUCGCCAUGAUCCAGAAGCUUCCUCGUCUUCUGGUGGCCUCUUCCGACGGCCAGCUGUUCAUCUACAACAUAGACCCUCAAGAGGGAGGAGAGUGUGUCCUAGCCCAGAAACACAGGUUGUUUGGUGAGGAUGAGGACAAGGAGGAGGGGGCUGAGGCUGAAGGGUUAGAGGUCAGCUUGCCCGCCCAGGCCUGUCCGUCAUACGCCGCCACCGUCGCCAUACCAACCAGCGGCCCUGUCCCUGCCACGCUCACAGGGUACUCUGAGGACGGCGGGGCCAGGAAGGGCGAAGUCAUCCCGGAACACGAGUUUGCCGCCGGUCCAGUCUGCCUGGAUGAUGAGAACGAGUUUCCUCCUAUAAAUUGGUGCCGCGACGGAACUCGAGGUGGCAAGGUUCGCCGUUCGUGAGAGGGUAGAGUGAAGGACAGGCGGACGGACAGACAGGCGGACAGGUGUGGAGGGCGACAGGCGACCGCAACGCCUGUUAGAACACACACCUGGUCCGGGACGACAGGAUAUUACAGCGUGAGCCAGGACACAAACAAGAAACAAAUACAUCCUCAUCGUGGGGUGCACAUCGCGGGGUGCUAAGUUAUUUUGACUAGAAAAAAAGAGAGAUGAAUAAAUAAAUAAAAAUCUCCAACUGGAAAUAUUGGGUGAUUCCUAAUUUAGAGGAGGAGGGAGGGGGCCGGGACUAUGUGUUUGUGAGCCCCUGUGGCUGUGUUGGUGUGUGGUACAGCCCUGGGUCAGUUGUGUUAAAUACUCUCCGCUGUGUCAAAGCACAGCUCUAGAAUGUUGUCCAGAUGGACCCUGUUCACCUUUUUGACAGGGACCCAUUGGAGGCCAACAGGGCUUUGGUCAAAGGUAGUGGAGUAACAAAGACUAGGUUGCCAUUUAAAGGACAUUCAAGAGCUGCGCUUGACUUAAAGGGAUAUGUUACCUCUAAAACUCUUUUAGUAUUUUGUGAGCUGCCUUUAGUUUGGAAUUUGCCCUUUUGGACAGUUUUGUAGAGUCUAACAGCAACAGGGAGGUGGUUCCUGGGGAGACAGUACAACAACAGGGAGGUGGUUCCUGGGGGAGACAGUACAACAACAGGGAGGUGGUUCCUGGGGAGACAGUACAACAACAGGGAGGUGGUUCCUGGGGGAGACAGUACAACAACAGGGAGGUGGUUCCUGGGGAGACAGUACAACAACAGGGAGGUGGUUCCUGGGGGAGACAGUACAACAGGGAGGUGGUUCCUGGGGGAGACAGUACAACAACAGGGAGGUGGUUCCCAGGGGAGACAGUACAACAGGGAGGUGGUUCCCAGGGGAGACAGUACAACAGGGAGGUGGUUCCUGGGGGAGACAGUACAACAACAGGGAGGUGGUUCCCAGGGGAGACAGUACAACAGGGAGGUGGUUCCCAGGGGAGACAGUACAACAGGGAGGUGGUUCCUGGGGGAGACAGUACAACAACAGGGAGGUGGUUCCCAGGGGAGACAGUACAACAACAGGGAGGUGGUUCCUGGGGGAGACAGUACAACAACAGGGAGGUGGUUCCCAGGGGAGACAGUACAACAACAGGGAGGUGGUUCCUGGGGGAGACAGUACAACAACAGGGAGGUGGUUCCCAGGGGAGACAGUACAACAGGGAGGUGGUUCCUGGGGGAGACAGUACAACAGGGAGGUGGUUCCCAGGGGAGACAGUACAACAGGGAGGUGGUUCCUGGGGGAGACAGUACAACAGGGAGGUGGUUCCCAGGGGAGACAGUACAACAACAGGGAGGUGGUUCCUGGGGGAGACAGUACAACAGGGAGGUGGUUCCCAGGGGAGACAGUACAACAACAGGGAGGUGGUUCCUGGGGGAGACAGUACAACAACAGGGAGGUGGUUCCUGGGGGAGACAGUACAACAACAGGGAGGUGGUUCCUGGGGGAGACAGUACAACAGGGAGGUGGUUCCCAGGGGAGACAGUACAACAGGGAGGUGGUUCCCAGGGGAGACAGUACAACAGGGAGGUGGUUCCUGGGGGAGACAGUACAACAACAGUAUGGAGAUGUUUCUACUCACUUCUCUAAGUCACUCCGGGUAAAAGUUUUGAUAAAUGAAUUUGAUGUAAACACUGAACUGUAAAUUAGUUAAUGGGAUUGUAACUGUAAGUUAGUUCAUGGGAUUUUUACCCCCAAAACUAUUGUUUAGUAUUUUUCCACUGAUAAUACAGUCUCAAAAAGUGAACAUGUCAACAGGGAUGUUUUCAGGAACGAGCACUAAAAAGUCACAUGUUGAUGCGAUUUGCAGUAUUUUUCCCCAGUUAACUGUUGAAUUAUUAUCUAAAAAGGCAAGUCUCCAACUAAAUGAGGUAACAAAGGACAAGUCCCAAAUGUAACCGUAUUACCCAUUGUGUCUGAAAUGUUGAUCUGACGUGUCUCUGGUCCAAAGUAGUGCACUUUAUAGGGAAUAAGGUGAGAGUUAGGACACAUGCAUUGGUUCAAGUGUGCUGUGUGUUACAUACGUUAGGACAGUGGCUCCCAACUACGCUCCUCAGGGACCCCCAAUAGUACACAUUUUCAUUGUAGCCCCAGCCAAGCACAGCUGAUUCAACUUGUCAACUAAUUAUCAGGCUCUCAUUGAGUUGAAUUGGGUGUGCUUGUCCAGGAAUACAACAAAAAUGUGUGCUGUUGGGGGUACUGGAGGACCGGAGUUGGGAGCCACUGCUUUAGGAGAUGCAUGACUGAAACAGAAACUAUAACCACGGUUUUCAUAGCCACAUGCAUUACUUGAGAAACAUAUUUUAUUGACCAAUUAAGUUGUAUCAUUUUAGAAUUAUAACUUUUUAUUAUUUCCGUUAUUAUUUUUGUUAUUAACAUGAUGGUAUUUCACUGAAAGAUAAGGAAUUGAACUGUUUUUAAGACUGUUUAUUUUUAUUCUGUGUAUUUUGCUGUAUUGAUACUUAUUAAAUGUUUACAUGUACGCCUCUUGGACACAAUCCGGCAGGUGUUUUUUUAUGUGCAGUAUGUGCCUCUGAUAUCAUUUCUUUAAGUGCGUCAGUAUUUUGCGGAUUGCACAAGACCAAAAAAACUACAAACAAAUUAAGAAAUAAAGAAGUAGACUAAGUAGGAUGGAAAUUAUGCAAAGCA